AGUAAACUGAACAGAAAUAAAAUAUAAACUCAAACUAUGAAGUUACACAAUAUUUAGCUCUAAACAAAGAUUCUCACAGUGUUUUUCUUCUGCCCAGUCCCAGAGAGAAGAUUAUCAUGGCCAAUGUCAGCAUGUCCAUCACUGAAUUCGUCCUCAUGGGAUUUUCAGAUAGCCGGGAGGGGCAAGUCCUCCAUGUCGUUCUGUUCUUAUUCAUCUACCUGGCAGCUCUGGUUGGCAAUCUUCUCAUUGUUCUUCUUACCACUUCGGAUCAGCACCUCCACAGUCCUAUGCACUUUUUUCUGAGGACACUGUCACUGUUAGAUGUCUGCUUCAUCUCUGUCACAGUUCCCAAGGCCAUCAUUCAGUCUUUGACCCAAAAUAGUUCCAUAUCUUUCCUUGGGUGUGUGGCACAAGUUUUUCUGGUUGUUUUGUUUGCAUGUGCAGAGUUGGCAUUGCUCACAGUGAUGUCUUAUGACCGAUAUGUGGCUAUUUGCCGCCCCCUACAUUAUCAGGUUGUCAUGAAGAAAGCAGCCUAUGAGCAGAUGUUGGCUGCUUCAUGGCUCAGCGGGAUUGCCUCUGGGUUCUUGAAUACAUCUGUGACCUUCUCACUACCGUUUUGUAGGUCAAAUUUUGUCCAUCAGUUCUUCUGUGAGAUUCCUUCAUUGCUCAAACUUUCCUGCUCAGAGAAGUUCGUUGCUGAGAUUGGAGCCAUCAUUGUCACAACAUCCUUGGGGAUCGUGUGUUUUAUUUCAAUCCUGGUUUCUUAUAUCCACAUCUUCUCCACAGCUAUGAGCAUCCCAUCCGUGAAAGGCAGGUCAAAAGCCUUCUCAACAUGCAUUCCUCAUCUUGUGGUUGUUACUAUUUUCCUCAAUACAGGGUCCAUUGCCUACCUAAAGCCAGUGUCAGAGUCUCCUUCUGUUUCAGACCUGAUGGUGUCUGUCUUCUACACUGUGGUACCACCAACUCUGAAUCCCAUCAUUUACAGCCUGAAGAACCAGGACAUAAAAGCUGCUUUCUGGAAAAUGCUGAGAAAGACCAUAUUUAAAUACAAUGAUGGCAAUAAAAAUAGCAACAAUAACAAAGGCAUAGAUACUUCAUUCAGUUCAGACAAAUGUGAAGUCAAACUAGUUAAUUGUAACAGGCUUCCUUCUAUUUAA
Molecule: messenger RNA, 1157 nt
Organism: Camelus dromedarius (Arabian camel)
Lineage: Eukaryota; Metazoa; Chordata; Mammalia; Artiodactyla; Camelidae
Product: olfactory receptor 14A16-like
Exons: 1
Coding region: 117-1157 (346 amino acids)
Biological process (GO): G protein-coupled receptor signaling pathway
Cellular component (GO): membrane
Molecular function (GO): odorant binding; G protein-coupled receptor activity; olfactory receptor activity
Source: RefSeq, a predicted model, not a curated record